This is a messenger RNA of Physella acuta, 2903 nucleotides long. RefSeq names its product ras-related protein Rab-21. Gene Ontology annotation, biological process: Rab protein signal transduction. Lineage: Eukaryota; Metazoa; Mollusca; Gastropoda; Physidae. Gene Ontology annotation, molecular function: GTPase activity; GTP binding. The record is from RefSeq and is a predicted model, not a curated record.
UGUUGACUGUCACUGUCAUGUUUAUUCUCAUCAUCGAAUCCUUUAAAGCAUAGAAAAUUAAAAACUGCUUGAUCUAUACAUUCUUAGUAAAUAUAAUCAGACAUACAGUUAUAUCAUAAUUUUAAAUGUAAAAUUGUAAUUUAAACAAAGGUAGAUCUUGAUCUACACGUCACUGUGUAACAUUUUAUUUAGUCAUGGCCUCAGUUGGAGGAGCAGCAGGAGGGGGCCGUAACUUUAACUUUAAAGUUGUAUUACUUGGAGAGGGUUGUGUUGGAAAAACAUCCUUAGUAUUAAGAUAUUGUGAAAACAAAUUUAACGAUAAACAUAUAACGACAUUGCAGGCUUCAUUUUUAAAUAAGAAACUCAACAUUGGUGGAAAACGAGUAAAUCUUGCAAUUUGGGACACAGCAGGUCAGGAAAGGUUUCAUGCCUUGGGACCUAUUUACUACAGAGAUAGCAAUGGGGCUAUAUUAGUGUAUGACAUUACAGACGAAGACUCUUUUCAAAAGGUGAAAAAUUGGGUUAAAGAACUUCGACGAAUGCUUGGACAAGAGGUCUGUUUAUGUAUAGCUGGAAACAAAACAGAUUUAGAAAAAAGUCGCAAUGUUACAGUCGAAGAAGCAGAGUCAUAUGCAGCUUCUGUGGGUGCAAAACAUUUUCACACCUCUGCGAAAAUGGGACGAGGCAUUGAAGAGAUGUUUUUAGACUUGAGUAAAAACAUGAUAGAAAAGUCAGAAGAAAAUGUUGCGAAAGGAAGGCCGGGCAGUACUAGAAAGAAUCAAGUUUUAGUUGUAGACGAUUCAACAGAACAGCCACCACCAAAAUCUGGAUGUUGUGGCUAACACACACUUUCUUGCCUUAAAUAUUCCAACUGAUGCUAUGUAAUACUAGAGCUAAAGAGGUUAUGUGAUAUGGUUCUCUUGUAAUUUUCAUGUGUGUAAACUUUGAGUGAGCAACAUUAAUAAUUGUUCAUCCUCUUUAAAUAUUAGGAUGUAAUAAGCUAUUGUUGUUUACUUUACUUUUUGAUUUGGUAUUUUUAAAAUCUAGAAUGAGAAAAACUAGCAUGUCAGCUACUGACAUUCCUGUUGUUUGGUUGGUUUUUUUUUUUUACCAAUAGUCGCUUUAUAAAGCUUUUAGAUUUAGGUAUAUAAGGUGUCAAUACAUUAUGUAAGGAUUUUGCAGAUCCUGUGUAAUAUUAAAUUCGGCCAGAAUUUUUUUAAAAAUCAUUUAUCUAUUUAGUUACAUCUGUUUGAAAAAUGCUUUGAAUUGUCAGAAGGCCAUGCUCAGUAUUUAACCCAAACUACUAAACUUAAUCUACCAAAACAGAUGAUACAACACCAAUUUAUUAAGCAUUUAAUUUUUCAAGCUGUAUGAUGAUAUUGUGUUGAUGGUGAUGUGAAUUAUAAGUGUGUUGUAAGCUUUUUUUUAUGUGAGUGAUUGUCGCUGGUUUUUAUAUACUUUUACUAUUAGACUCAGUGUUGUUAUAUUUUGCAGCUAAGAAAAGCCUUUUUAAAUUCUGUAUUCUAGAAAGCUUAACUUCGUCUUACAUUGUUAGAUAUUUUCAUUAUGAAUCUAAAUUAUAAUUCAAGUACACAUUUGUUUGUCGUAUUAUUUUAUGAAUCACCAAUGUAAAAAGCAGAUACGGUAAAAGGUUGCCAAUAAAAUGUUCCUAUAAUUGGCUCUUUUGGUCAUUGUGUUUACAUUUGUAAAAGUUAUUUGCUAUUUAGAAGAUGGAACAAAGCUUCUAAACAUAAGAUAUUAUAAAAAUCUAGUUGUUUCCAAUGUCACUGUAAAACAGAAAUAUAAUUAGGAUACUUUACUACUCAGUAUAUGAUGUAAGUUAUUUAGCAUAUUCUCUUUUUAACCAGUUAUGAAAAAACUGACCUACUGUAUAAUUUACUCUUUGAAUACAUCAAGUAUGAUUGAAGUCCAUUAAGUAUGUUAUAAUGAUUCUUAAAUACAAACUCAGCCUAAGUAUAAUAAUUGUAUAAAAUAUUUGUUUUGUUCAUAAUAUGUGGUACAUCUACAAACAUAUUAUGACAUGUUUUUUGUAGUAAAAGUGUAAAAUAAACAGGCGUCUGUUUCAGUAAGAUUGUAUCUCUUUUAAUGGUUAUCCUUAAUGUUGUAUGUACAGCUAUCUUACCACUUGUGUCAGUGUAUGUUCAUAAUAUAUAUUUUUGCAAUGAUUAUGAAUUCAUCUGAACCUGUUCUGUUUGUAAUGAUGCUGUUUACACAUCUCAAGUUCUACAUGUUUUUUCACACAUUACAUUUACAGUACACCACUCAUAAGCAAAACAUUCAGUGAAAACCCAACUCUCCCAAAAUAUCUAGUAACUACUUUUUUUUAUGAGAUUCAUCUUGUCUUUCAACAAAAUAAACAACCACUCCAUUUUCAUUUUUUUUUUCUUUUCAUCUUUUAAUUUUGUGUUUUUUAAAGUUUUGUUUAAAUGUAUUUGCAAUAUAGACAGAUGAAAAAUAAUUCCCUCCUGUUUUAAAUGUUUUUUAUUAGUGAAUUGUGAUUAUUUAUUAGAAUAAAUUUUUCCUACAUUUAAUUAAAUAUGUAAUGCGCAUGCUAUACAGAACUUUUUUUGUGCUGACCUGCUAGUUGGUAAAAAGAUGUCAAAUUUUAACGAACAAGAAGAACCCCAAUUAGUUAUUGGCUAUCCAUCUAGAUGUGUUACUGGCCAUAAGUGUAAAGGUAUUUGAAAUAUUUACCAACUUAAAUGUACACAUAGGCCUACAUGUGUUUGAAUUGAUGACAGAUGUUAUUCAUAGACCAAAACGCCUUAUUCAUUUUUCUUUAAAAAUCACAUUUGACUUCGAGGAAUACUGUUGUGUACAUGAUACAGAAGUUGUUCAUCUUAUUUAUAAAUUAUUUCAUCUCGAAUAAAAUUAUAAGAAUU